AUGGAGAUAUUUAGUAAAGUGAUGUUGGGAGGCCUGGUGUUGGUUCUACUGUGGUUGUUCAUGCUGAGGAGGAAGAGACAAGUCCAUCUACCCCCUGGACCCCGCGCCCUGCCGCUGAUAGGCAACCUGCCUCAGAUGGACAAACAGGCCCCCUUCAAGAGCCUUGUCAAGUGGAGUGGUGUGUAUGGGCCAGUGAUGACAGUGUAUCUGGGGCGCCAGCGGGCCGUGGUGCUGGUGGGGUAUGAGGCGGUCAAGGAGGCUCUGGUGGACCAGGCUGAGGACUUCACAGGACGAGCUCCCAUCCCCUUCCUGGUCCGAGCUACCAGGGGAUAUGGCCUGGUCAUCAGUAACGGGGAGCGUUGGCGCCAGCUACGUCGUUUCACCCUGACCACGCUAAGAGACUUUGGGAUGGGCCGUAAGAGGAUGGAGGAGUGGAUACAGGAGGAGAGCCAACAGCUCAUAGACAGUCUGGACGACACUAAAGCCAUGCCCUUUGACCCCCAUCCCUUCCUGAGUCGCACCGUGUCCAACGUCAUCUGCUCUCUGGUGUUCGGCCAGCGCUUCGACUACGAGGACGACAACUUCUUGCGCUUGCUCAACAUCCUCACAAACAUACUGCGCUUUGGAAGCACCCCCUGGGGACAGCUCUACAACAUCUUCCCCUGGCUGAUGGAAUGCCUGCCUGGUCGGCAGCAUGUCAUGUUCAGCCAGGUGGACGAGCUGAGAGGCUUUGUGAUGAAGAAGAUCCACGAGCACCAGGAGACCAUGGACCCAGGCAUCCCUAGAGACUUCAUAGACUGUUUCCUCACCAGACUCAACCAGGAGAAGGAUGUGUCCUCCUCUGAGUUCCAUUAUGAGAACCUGGUGUCCACAGUGUUAAACCUCUUCCUGGCAGGAACAGAGACCACUAGCACCACUAUCAGAUACGCCCUCAUGCUUCUCAUCAAAUACCCUAACAUUCAGGACCACAUGCAGCAGGAGAUCGACACAGUGAUUGGUCGACACCGCGUCCCUCGGGUGGAGGACAGGAAGUCCCUCCCCUUCACAGACGCUGUCAUCCACGAGGUGCAUCGAUUCCUGGACAUCAUCCCGUUCAGCCUCCCGCACUACGCUACCAAGAAUAUCUCAUUCAGAGGGUACACUAUCCCUCAGGGCACCGUGAUCCUUCCCCUGCUGCACUCUGUUCUGCGAGACCAGGACCACUGGGCCACGCCCACAACCUUCAACCCCGAUCACUUCCUAGAUCAGAGCGGAAACUUCCAGAAGAACCCCGCUUUCUUGGCCUUCUCUGCAGGUAAGCGUGCCUGUGUGGGGGAAUCUCUGGCUCGUAUGGAGAUAUUUCUGUUCCUGGUGUCUCUGCUGCAGCGUUUCUCCUUCUCCUGCCCUGGAGGACCUGACAGCAUUGACCUCAGCCCAGAGUUCAGCAGCUUCGGUAACAUGCCGCGCCGCUUCCAGCUCAUCUCUACUCCCCGCUGA
This is a messenger RNA of Coregonus sp. 'balchen', 1476 nucleotides long. The record is from the annotation of a GenBank genome assembly. NCBI's taxonomy places the organism in Eukaryota, Metazoa, Chordata, Actinopteri, Salmoniformes, Salmonidae.